AUGAUUAUAUUUGACGUAGAUUUGCAAGAGGGUGAAAAUUUGUCCGCCACUCACAUAGAAAAUGAAAAGGAAAAAGAAGUGCAAAUAGAUUUCUCCGAUGCCAAUGUUGAUGUCGAUUUUAUUCCCGAUCUCAAUCUAACUCCGCCUUCAAAUUUGGAGAGAGAGUUGCUUCAUGAAAAAAUCGACUUGAAUGAGCCAUAUGAUGUAGAAGAUACACGUGAAGAAUUCGAAAUAUUUGAUGAAACAUUCGACUUGAAUGAGCCAUGUGAUCUAGAAGAUACACGUGAAGAAUUCCAAAUAUUUGAUGAAGCAUCCGACUUAAAUGAAUCAUGCGUAGAACAUUCUUCAAAUUUGGAAAUAGGAUUGGUUCAUGAAAAUAUAGAAGAAGUUAACAGUGGGGCUAGUGAAAAUGAAGAACAAGAAGAAGUCAAUAGCAUGACUAAUGAACCUGAAGAAGCACAAAAUGAACAUAGACAUGGCCACUCAACUUGUUUCUCCAAUGACAUGCGUAGAGAAAUUUGCAACGUCCUUUUACAAAAAAGUAUUGAUGACAAAUUGAAGUAUGGAACAUUAGGUACAUUGGCUUCUCAAUUCUCUAUUUCCAUUCGAACCAUUCAACGUAUUUGGAAAUCAUUGAAAACUGAUGGUGAUAUAUAUCAUAAAAAAAGAAAUUGUGGACGUAAAAGAAUAUAUAAUGAUUUAGCUCGGAUUGAGGAGAUUCCUUUGCAUGAUCGCACAACCCUUGCGUCAUUAGCAUGUUCUAUGAAAAUGAGUAAAAGCACGUGUGUUAGACUUUUACAAUCCGGAGCUAUAAAGCGGCAUUCAAAUGCGAUUAAGCCUUUUUUGAAAGAAGAAAAUAAAAAAAGUCGGUUACAAUUUUGCAUUUCAAUGCUUGAGGAGGAUAGCAUACCACAUGAUCCAAUUUUUAAGGGAAUGUACAACAUUGUUCAUAUCGACGAAAAGUGGUUCUAUAUGACCAAAAAAAAAGAGAAUUAUUAUUUGUUACCAAAUGAGGAUGAGCCGCUACGCACUUGCAAGAGUAAAAAUUUUAUCGGCAAAGUCAUGUUUCUAGCAGCUAUAGCUCGUCCAAGAUUUGAUGCUGAAGGUAAUGAACUAUUUUCUGGGAAGAUUGGUGUGUUUCCCUUCGUUACUCUAGAGCCCGCAAAAAGAAGCAGUGUUAAUAGAGUUGCAGGUACAUUGGAGUUAAAACCAAUACCAUCAGUAAAUCGAGACAUUGUUAGGUCAUUUUUGAUUGACAAAGUUUUACCUGCCAUCAAGGCAAAGUGGCCAAUAGAGGACUCGAGGAGUCCAAUUUUUAUCCAACAAGAUAAUGCAAGGACGCAUAUUAAUUUUGAUGAUGUGGAAUUUUGCCGAUCAGCUAGAGAAGAUGGUUUUGACAUUCGUUUGAUGUGUCAACCUCCAAAUUCUCCCGAUUUAAACAUAUUAGAUCUUGGAUUUUUUAGCGCUAUUCAAGCUUUGCAAUACAAGGAGUCGGUUAAAAGUAUUGAUGAGCUUGUCAAUGCCGUUUACAAAUCGUUUGAAACUUUCUCCACAGUCAAAUCUAAUCGCAUAUUUUUAACUUUACAAAUGUGCAUGAUAGAAAUAAUGAAGGUGAAAGGUGCUCAUAAGUAUACAAUUCCACAUAUGAACAAGGAAAAGAUGGAGAAUGACGGCAAUCUUCCGACUCAGUUAAAGUGUGACGGUGCAUUGCCUAGGCCAGCAGUCUAUGAUGCCCCUACUGAAUCAAACUAUCAAAUCAUAAUCGCCGCCGCCACCGAGAAAUUAACAAACAAUGAUGAUCAAAUUAUUGCAUCCCUAAAUGGCUCCUUGCAGUGUGCUAACUCGGAAAUAAAAACUGUGGAUCAUACAAAAAUAGAGAGGUUGAUGAGUAUUCCCGGAAGGUAA
Molecule: messenger RNA, 1905 nt
Organism: Mercurialis annua (annual mercury)
Lineage: Eukaryota; Viridiplantae; Streptophyta; Magnoliopsida; Malpighiales; Euphorbiaceae
Exons: 4
Coding region: 1-1905 (634 amino acids)
Molecular function (GO): nucleic acid binding
Source: RefSeq, a predicted model, not a curated record